This is a messenger RNA of Carassius gibelio (silver crucian carp), 1583 nucleotides long. Its product is annotated as visual system homeobox 2. NCBI's taxonomy places the organism in Eukaryota, Metazoa, Chordata, Actinopteri, Cypriniformes, Cyprinidae. The transcript has 3 exons. The coding region runs from base 121 to 930 and encodes 269 amino acids. Gene Ontology annotation, molecular function: DNA-binding transcription factor activity, RNA polymerase II-specific; RNA polymerase II transcription regulatory region sequence-specific DNA binding. The record is from RefSeq and is a predicted model, not a curated record. Gene Ontology annotation, biological process: regulation of transcription by RNA polymerase II.
UGAGAAGAGUUCUCUUGGAGCUGGAUCUUGUUCGGUAGCACUUCAACGCCUGAAGAGACUGUUCAUCACGUACAUGUGUCUAUUUCUGGAGCCCUUUCUGGACCUUGCUGAACUUGGGCCAUGUUUGGCACUGGGCAUUUGGUGUCUCCUCUGUCUUCUGCGGUCUUCCACUCUUCGGCUGCGCAUUUGUUCCCAGUGUUUCCCAGCAGGUUGAGCUCACCGCAGAUCUUCAUCCCCAGGCCUCUGUUCAGCUACGAGCUCCUGCGCAGUUACCUGCAGCCCAAGCCCUACAAACAGGCUCUGCUAUUGGCCGCUCAGUCCACAGGACAACAUGCUGAGAUUAUCGAUGAACCCCGGCCAGUGAAGCAGCGGCGAGCUCGGGCCAACUACAGCAGCUGGCAGCUGGAGGAGCUGGAGAAGGCCUUCGAGAGCACACACUACCCAGACGUCUUCAUGAGAGAAGCCCUGGCCCUCAGACUGGACCUGAUCGAGGCCAGAGUGCAGGUGUGGUUCCAAAACCGCAGGGCUAAAAUGCGGCAACAGAUAAAGCUCCAGAGCCAGGCAGGAGAGCAGUGCGGCCGGUGCGAGAGUGACGACAGAUCGGUAGAUUCGUCCAGCAGAAGCACAGCUCCAGAGCUCCACAGCAGCAGCAGCCCAGGCCGGGACAGCAGGCACGAGACUGGAAGCCCCACUUGGUCCAAACCGUCCUCAUCAGCUAUCCACAGCCCCAUAAGCGACAUGCAUCAGCGGCCAAGAGAUCAGGAGGGGUCAGAGGAGCCCAGUCCAGAGGACUUCCGCUGCUGCAGCAUUGCCAAACUGAGGGCGAAGGCCAGGGACUAUGAGGCAGAGAUCCACAGCACUGUGGCCAAGGCCAGCAGAGAGAGACAGCUGAAGACCCAGGGAUCUGCUGCAGGCCGGGACAGAGACUGAAACAGAAGCAGCCGUUACACAUUACCUCAGAACACGCUAGAAAUCACAUUCAAUGUAUUAUUUAUUAUUAUUCACAAUUACACGAGCAAUAAGGUUAAACAAAGUGACUGAGAGCAGCGAAGCACACAUUUCUUCACUCUCUAGUUGUUUUUGUUUCUUAGAUUCUCACAAUGUCAUGUAUUAUCUGUGAAACCAGUAAACCCUUUUCAAAUUUCUGGGAUUCUCAGAAGCAAAAGUCAUGGUAGUUAAGAAAACUUCAAUAGGGGAUGAACAAACUACAACAAAUCUUUUUUUGUGUGUGUUUUCCCAUUUACCCUAAUAGCAAAAAUACAAUGAUAGUGUUUCUAUGGCUUGACAUGCAAGGGGAAAAAAUCUAGAUUGAUUAGAAAGAUGUCAAAUUUGCCAUCAUUCUCUCAUAAGUUGUUUUAAAAACACCCAGCAGUGUUCAUUUUUAUAUAAUUUAAUAGCAGUGUAAUAUAACACAAUCUGUAGUGUAAUACAUGUUUUAAAAAUGUAAAAUAUAUCUGUAGAAAAGCGUCAUCUCAAUUUUGAAAAGGGUCUGUAUCAACAUAUCACCAAAUGUGAAGCUAAAUGUAUCUGCUCUUUUCUUAAUUUUAAAUGUUUUCUUUAAUUAUUAUAAGGAGCAAUUUCUA